AUGCAGGCCGUACGCAAAAAGCGAAAUUUCAAAAACCUUGCCUUAGAUAACUCUCCCCUGGUGGCUGUACCGCCUUCAGACCUUAGUGUCAAGUCAGGCAAACAAGAAGAAUACGAUGAGCUCUACAAAGACUUGAGCGAUCUACAGAUCGGGCUGGAAUUAAGACUUGAUCUACGGACCGAGGAUCUUGAAACACUUGAAGAACUCGGUGCUGGAAAUGGAGGAACGGUGACAAAGGUGAUGCACAUCCCUACCAAAACUAUAAUGGCGAAAAAGACAAUAUAUCCUCAAUCAUUACUCGAUUCGCCUGCCUUUGCACGUAUCUCACUUAACGCCCCUGACCCAGCCACAGUUGAUCAGGGGUUUCCGUCACGACCAGAGAAGUCAGUGUCUAUGCCAGCUUCCAAGGGAGCUAGUGCCCCACCAAAGCAGCCCGAGCGUGUUGCAACGCAGCGUCCAGCACGGCAAAGAAAUCAACAGUUAGAUCAGAGGUUGAUGGUUCGACGUCAGAUAAUGCGAGAAAUGCAGUUUCUACAUGACUGCAACUCUGAGCACAUUGUCAGUUUCUACGGGGCAUUUAUGAACGGAGGUGAUAUAUCCAUGUGUAUGGAAUACAUGGACGUAGGCUCACUUGACAAAAUCUACAAGGAGAGUGGACCUAUACCCAUGAAUGUCCUAAAAAAGAUUGCUUAUGCAAUUGUAGAUGGCCUGAUUUAUCUAUAUGAUAGUCAUCGUAUUAUUCAUCGAGAUUUAAAACCCUGCAACGUCCUCGUAAAUUCUGCUGGUCAGAUCAAAAUAUGCGAUUUUGGUGUCUCAGGCCGACUGAUUGAUUCGGUGGCCAAUACUUUUGUCGGCACUAGUUCAUACAUGAGCCCGGAGCGAAUACUCGGGUCGCCGUAUUCAGUAAAAUCAGACGUUUGGUCGAUUGGAAUUACUCUUAUGGAGCUGGCUCUAGGGCGGUUUCCGUUUGCCCCAGAGAAUAAACCCCUGGCAAUCUUUGAGCUCUUGCAGCAUAUCGUAAAUGAACCAGAACCAACCCUACCAAAGCAAGGAAAUUACCCUGAAGAUCUUCACAAUAUCCUUGCCUUGUGUCUUGUCAAGGAUGUGAACAAACGAGCUACUCCAGCAGAUCUUAUGAAAACACCCUAUCUUCUGUCAGCUAUGUCGCUCAAAGUGGAUCUUGAGCACUGGGCAAAGAGUCACUUGAAAUAAAUUACAAUACAUUCAAUCUC
Molecule: messenger RNA, 1232 nt
Organism: Phycomyces blakesleeanus NRRL 1555(-)
Lineage: Eukaryota; Fungi; Mucoromycota; Mucoromycetes; Mucorales; Phycomycetaceae
Exons: 8
Coding region: 1-1212 (403 amino acids)
Biological process (GO): protein phosphorylation
Molecular function (GO): ATP binding; protein kinase activity
Source: RefSeq, a predicted model, not a curated record